GCGCAUGGAAGAAAAAGAAGGAAGAAACAUUAGAGCUGAGAGGAUGACGCUGAGAUUUCAACAAUGUCCUCUUCCUCCUCCUCAACUCCAAACCCAGCUUCGUCUUAAAAAAAACAACACAAUUCGUUGCACUCUAACGAAACAAGGGCAACGAUUCCUCACAAAACUCUCAACCACCAACACCAAUACCGAAAAUCUCAUUCGUAAAUUCGUACAAUCCUCACCCAAAUCCGUACUACUCUCCACUCUCACUCACCUCCUCUCUCCGACCACCGCUCACCAUCCCCUCUCUUCUCUCGCCCUCCCCCUUUACACAAGAAUAAGUGAAUCACAAUGGUACACAUGGAAUCCAACCAUCUUCGCCGAUUUAAUCACCCUACUCCACAAACACCAACGCUACACCGAAUCCCAAACCUUAAUUUCCGAAGCAACUUCAAAACUCAACAACAAAGAACGUGACAUUGUUCUUUUCUAUGCUAAACUCUUGGACUCACAUUCCAAACGUGCUUCUCAAACCGGCUUUGAUUUCGCUUAUUCUCACCUCAACAAUCUUCUUCGCACUUCCUCUUCAAUUUACGUUAAACGCAGAGCUUCUGAAUCUAUGGUUAGUGGUUUGUGUGCAAUGGAUAAGCCUCGUGAGGCUGAGAAUCUGGUUCAGGAAUUUAAACGAACAGAUGGUGGUGGGAAGAUUCAGCUUCAACCUUCUGCUUUUGAAUUCAAGUCUAUUUUGUAUGGAUAUGGAAGAUUGGGUUUGUUUAAUGAUUUGAACAGAGUUGUUGAUGAAAUGGAGAAUAAUGGGUUUGUUAUUGAUACUGUUUGUUAUAAUAUGGUUCUUUCAAGUUUUGGAAUUCAUGGGGAGUAUGUGGAAAUGGUUUCUUGGCUUACAAGGAUGAGGAAUUCUGGUGUUCCUUUUUCUGUUAGAACUUAUAAUUCGGUUUCAAAUUCUUGUCCAACGGUUAUGAGGAAGGUUGUGGAUUUGAAUGAUUUGGCAUUUUCGAUUGAAGAGUUGUUGAAUUCGUGUUUGGAAGGAGGGGAAGCUAUGGUGGUUAAGGAGUUGCUUUCGUGUAAUGUGCUUUUCGAUGAGGUGAUGGUGUGGGAUUCUAAAGAGGUGAAAUUGGAUUUGCAUGGAUUUCACUUGGGUUCGGCUUAUUUGGUUAUGUUGCUUUGGUUGGAGGAGAUGCAGAAGAGGUUGUUGAAUGCUUCAAAUCAUGAUAUUCCUGCUGAAAUCACUGUGGUUUGUGGGGUUGGAAAGCAUAGCAAUGUGAGAGGAGAAUCACCGGUCAAAGUAUUGGUUAAAGAGAUGAUGAUGAAGAUGAAAGGUCCACUCAGGAUUGAUAGGAAAAACACUGGCUGCUUUGUUGCCAAAGGUAAGGCUGUCAAAAUUUGGUUAUGUGAAUUGAGGAAGCAAUGAUUUCAUUGUAUUAUGAAUGGAGACACCAAUAAAAUUUUGCUACUAUAUAUGAAUGAUUAAUUGAUUAUGAUAAACUUGAACUUAAAUGAUAUGACCAAGAUGGCUCACUUUGACAUGCUGUGCUAUGCUAAUUGUGUUUAUUGACUUAAAUUCCUUUGCUUCUGUUUUCAACUUGUAUCAAAUGUUGCUUAUCCAAGGAAAUGCCAAACAAAUAAGAACAUUGAAUGAUAA
This is a messenger RNA of Medicago truncatula (barrel medic), 1642 nucleotides long. RefSeq names its product pentatricopeptide repeat-containing protein At2g17033. Gene Ontology annotation, molecular function: protein binding. The record is from RefSeq and is a predicted model, not a curated record. NCBI's taxonomy places the organism in Eukaryota, Viridiplantae, Streptophyta, Magnoliopsida, Fabales, Fabaceae. The transcript is spliced from 2 exons. Bases 5 to 1411 code for a protein of 468 amino acids.